Molecule: messenger RNA, 1431 nt
Organism: Colletotrichum acutatum
Lineage: Eukaryota; Fungi; Ascomycota; Sordariomycetes; Glomerellales; Glomerellaceae
Product: C6 zinc finger domain-containing protein
Exons: 3
Coding region: 1-1431 (476 amino acids)
Biological process (GO): regulation of DNA-templated transcription
Molecular function (GO): DNA-binding transcription factor activity, RNA polymerase II-specific; zinc ion binding
Source: RefSeq, a predicted model, not a curated record
AUGGUCUUCUUGGGCCGGCCGUCAGAGGCGUGCUACCCCUGUCGCAAGGGAAGACUCAGGUGUGAUCGCCUGCAGCCCGGAUGUACCCAGUGCUCCCGAAAGCAGAUAGUUUGCCCCGGCUACAGGGAUCCUUCAGAAUUCUACUUUAGAGACGAAACCGCCAACGCUGCUUUUAAGGCUGUUGGGACUUUGGUCAACCACUGGUCGCCAUCAAGUUCAUCGUCUUCAACUCCACCCUCCGACGGUGAGGUGGUUCGCUAUCGAUCAAUCUCGUCGCCUAUCGAGGAUUUAGCACGCACCUAUUUCAUGACCGACUAUAUUGCGACUUCGCCAUUUGAUUAUUUACCUAAACUCUGCCCUUAUGGGUUAAUAGGAAACGAUGCCAUGUCAGCGUCGAUACUGGCUGCCAGCUUUGCAAGUUUGUCGCUAAAGAUAUCGGAUCCAAAACUCAUGAAGCUGGCUAGAGUCCAAUACGCCAGCGCACUAUGUCAAACGAAUCAAGCACUUAGCUCUCCGAAACUUGCAGUCGAGGAUAGCACUCUAGCUGCCGUGCUUCUCCUGGGACUGUUUGAGGCCAUCGUCUUUUCCGGGCAGCAGUCUAUGGAUAGCUGGAACCAACACACGCUUGGAUCCGUAGAGUUGUUGCGUUUGCGUGGAAGUCGUCAAUUCGAAACCGCCCUCGGCCGCAAGCUUUUUGUUCACUCUGCAAAUAACAUUCGCACGAGUUGCGCCCACAGCAAAACGCCUGUUCCGACCCGAUUCAUAGCGCUAUACGAUGAUGCGCAGCCGUAUCUUGAUCACAACGAUCCUUUUCUUAAAGUCACCCCUGUUCUCGACAGGGUCGCCAUGCUACGGUCAAGGAUAGCCUAUUUGGAGGAAUCAGAGAGACAUGACGUCCUUGUUGAAGCUCUGGAUUUGGACGCGGCGACAGCGAAGCUUGGGCAAGAAGUCUCGGCGGAAUGGAGGUUCACGGCAAGGGACCCGUAUGAGAGGGCACCAAUGACAUACAAGGGCAUGUCUUUCCGCUAUCCUUCCCUUCGAGCGUUGCGGUACUGGAACUCCUUGAGGAUCAUUCGCAUGUUUCUCAACGACCUCAUUUGGAUGCAGGCAUCCUUGAUCCUCGCUCAGGGGCCGAUAUCAGCCAGUGCGGACUGCUUUGCCAUGCAGGAGGCCGCGACACGCAAAAUCUCGACUCUGGUGAUCGAGGUACUUGCCAGUUGUGGCGAGUAUCUAGAGACAACUGAAGACCGGUUUUCUGUGACAGCGAGAUGCUUGAUCUGGCCUUUAUCGGUCAUUGCUGAGAUAUCCAUCACGCCCCCAGACGCUCGACGAUUCGCCCUCGACUGCUUAGGCCGGCUAAGCCGCGACGGCCGUAUCCCACAACCGAUUGAAGUCGCAAACACAAUGAUGGGCCUCCAGGCAGACUGGUAA